GCUUUCAGUUUCCGGUAUAUGGCGGAAGUUUAGUUCCUGUGUUUGAGGCAGGAGUUUGUUAACUGUUUGUUGGCACCACUAAAGAUAAUAUUUGAAUCGUGUCUUUAGGUUUGUUUUUAAGAUGUCAGAUACAUGGAGCGACAUCCAGGCACAUAAAAAGAAGCUGGACUCUCUGAGAGAGAGGCUGCAGAGGAGGAGGAAAGAUCCAACACAGCUGGGCAUCGAGGUUGGUGGUGGUGAUGGGGCACCCACGCGCAGUGACAGUCCAGGGCCAACCCUCCAAACCCCGACAGAGAUGGAGGAGGAGCGUCCCCCUGACCCUGAAUUAGAGAGAAGACUUCUGGAAUACCUGUCCGAAUUGAGCCUCACACUCCCCACUGACUCUCUGGCAAUCACCAACCAGCUCAACUCUUCAGAAUCACCAGUAUCGCAUGCCUGUAUCCAGAGUCUUCUUCUGAAAUUUUCAGCUCAGGAACUGAUCGAAGUCCGACAGCCAACCAACAACACCUCGUCUUUGUCCUCUUCUUCGUCCACCUUAGUUGUCUCUGUCGAUCAUACCAAACUGUGGGCAAUGAUUAGUAGUUCCACACCACAACCUCAGAAAGCUGGUGUGAAAAGAAAAGGAGAUGAUAUUAUUCACCAAAAGAGAGCUCCUGGCUCCUCCCCUUUGCUUCAGCCAUCUUCUUCGCCGUCCAAGACGUCAUCCAUUUCUUCUGCUUCCAGUUCACAGCUGGCAGGGACUUCUGAUUGGAAGUCGGGAUCUGGAGGAGUUGGGGCUGAGAAAAAGGGCAGAAUCAAUAAGGGAAAGACGUCUCACUUGGAUAUGGAGAUAGAGAGUUUAUUGAGUCAGCAGUCAACCAAGGAGCAACAAAGCAAAAAGGUGAGCAGGGAAAUCCUUGAGUUGCUGAACACCAGCUCAGCCAGGGAGCAGUCCAUUGUAGAAAAGUUUCGUUCACGGGGUCGAGCACAGGUGCAGGAAUUCUGCGAUCACGGGACUAAGGAGGAGUGCAUGCGAUAUGGAGACACACCACAACCCUGCAACAAGCUGCACUUUAGGCGGAUCAUCAACAAGCACACAGACGAGAGUCUUGGAGACUGCUCCUUCCUAAACACCUGCUUCCACAUGGACACCUGCAAAUAUGUGCACUACGAGAUUGACAGCCCACCUGAAGCUGAGAGUGGCUCCAUGGGACCUCAGCCCGGCACCACUGAGCUCACUCUGCAUGCUGGAGACGGAGACAGCAAUGUGGGGACACUGUUUCCAGCUCAGUGGAUUUGUUGUGAUAUCCGCUACCUGGAUGUGUCCAUUCUGGGGAAGUUUGCAGUGGUAAUGGCUGACCCUCCGUGGGACAUUCACAUGGAACUUCCAUAUGGAACUCUGACAGAUGAUGAGAUGAGGAAACUUAACAUACCUAUUCUGCAGGAUGAUGGCUUCCUCUUCCUCUGGGUGACUGGAAGAGCAAUGGAGCUUGGAAGAGAGUGUCUAAGCCUCUGGGGGUAUGAGCGUGUUGAUGAGAUCAUUUGGGUGAAGACCAAUCAGCUCCAGCGUAUUAUUCGGACAGGACGGACUGGACACUGGCUGAACCACGGCAAAGAGCACUGCUUGGUCGGCGUGAAAGGAAACCCUCAAGGAUUUAACAGAGGCCUGGACUGUGAUGUGAUUGUUGCAGAGGUGCGCUCUACCAGUCACAAACCAGAUGAGAUCUAUGGAAUGAUUGAGCGGUUGUCUCCUGGCACUAGGAAGAUUGAACUGUUCGGGAGGCCCCAUAAUGUCCAACCAAACUGGGUAACGUUGGGGAAUCAGUUGGAUGGAAUUCAUUUGUUGGACCCUGAUGUAGUAGCCCGUUUUAAAAAGCGCUAUCCAGAUGGAGUCAUUUCCAAACCCAAAAACAUGUGAAGUCAUAACCAGCUCAAAGUGGCUGCUACAUGUUUGGUUUUCUCAAAGACUUUCAGGGUUAUAGGAUCAUUUAAAGGCGGGACACCUUUUGUAUUGUCAUUUUUAAUAAAAGAUCCAGGUGAAUUAA
This is a messenger RNA of Ictalurus punctatus (channel catfish), 2024 nucleotides long. RefSeq names its product methyltransferase like 3 (gene mettl3). The record is from RefSeq and is a predicted model, not a curated record. The transcript has 11 exons. Gene Ontology annotation, cellular component: RNA N6-methyladenosine methyltransferase complex; nucleus. The coding region runs from base 122 to 1897 and encodes 591 amino acids. Gene Ontology annotation, molecular function: mRNA (2'-O-methyladenosine-N6-)-methyltransferase activity; mRNA m(6)A methyltransferase activity. Lineage: Eukaryota; Metazoa; Chordata; Actinopteri; Siluriformes; Ictaluridae.